AUGAUUCUCGCAGAAAAGAUUGUAUCACUUGCAUUGUUAAUAUCCUUGACAUAUGGAGAGUCGGAAAAUAAAAAGACCACUAAAAGAGGUAUCGACGAUUAUGGAUACCCAAUUGGAUAUAAUGGCUGGGCUUCCAGUUUAAAGACCAAUCCUUUGACUUCAGCAUCGAAUUUGGAAAGAUCGAAUGUUUUCGUUCCUUCGGCGCAUGAUUUGAGUCUUUUGGUUGCUGCAGCUAAAAAAGCUGCUUUUGAUGUUCGUUUGGCUCAGGAAUAUGUAAACGCAGCAAAGGAAGAAGUUUUGUUCUUACAAAAGUUAGUCAGGGAGAAAGAAACUUUAGCGCAAAUUGCAAGUCAAAAAAGUGAAGCUGCACAACAUGCAUUGAGAAAUGAAGCUCAAAACGCUGUUCUGGCACAACAAAAGUUGGCAAAAGCAAAAGCAUUUGCUGCUGAACAACAGUUGAAACAAGCACUCAAAGACGCAGAAGCUGCAAAAGCAAUUCAAUCAUCAGCAAACAAUGCAAACACAGAAAUUCAAAAGGCAGAACAAGCAGCAAAAUUGUCGUUCUUCAAGCAGAAUAUUGGACCUCAUAAGCCAUUUCCGAAUUAUCUGAACUUACCUACAUUCCCAUCCUCCUGGAGAGGCAUCGCAUACCCAUUAAAGCCAAUUUUUACACCACUCACAAAUUCGUAUUAA
Molecule: messenger RNA, 693 nt
Organism: Clunio marinus
Lineage: Eukaryota; Metazoa; Arthropoda; Insecta; Diptera; Chironomidae
Source: the annotation of a GenBank genome assembly